Dioscorea cayenensis subsp. rotundata (Guinea yam) is the source of this 1475-nucleotide messenger RNA. RefSeq names its product E3 ubiquitin-protein ligase UPL6-like. The record is from RefSeq and is a predicted model, not a curated record. Lineage: Eukaryota; Viridiplantae; Streptophyta; Magnoliopsida; Dioscoreales; Dioscoreaceae. Gene Ontology annotation, biological process: ubiquitin-dependent protein catabolic process; protein polyubiquitination. The transcript has 10 exons. The coding region runs from base 465 to 1244 and encodes 259 amino acids. Gene Ontology annotation, molecular function: ubiquitin protein ligase activity.
UAAAAUCGAGAUUAAAAAGGGACCGGUGCCGAGAAGAUGCGGCUGACGAUCAUCCCCAUUACCACGCCGCCGUCCGCCACCGCCUGAUGCAUGAUCUUUCAUUUCUUGAUUUGAAUUUCAAACAAUUGUUAAUCUGUCAAUUUAGAUAUUUUUGCAAUUUCUGGUAGAAUUGUUUCAAUUUUGUUAAUCCUCUUGUUCAAAUAUUAAAGUUACAUGAUCUCACUCAAUUUGAUAUCUUAGAUUCGAGUGUCUUUUGUCAAUGAAUUGGGAGUGGAAGAAGCUGGAAUUGAUGGUGGUGGGAUAUUCAAAGAUUUUAUGGAGAACAUUACUCAUGUAGCAUCGUUCUCCCUUAUUUUUUUUAUAGGAAACUUCUGAUCACCACUAUAUCCAAAUCCUGGCUCAGGAUUGAUUCAUGAACAGCAUCUCCAAUUUUUCCAUUUUCUUGGAAGUCUCCUGGGAAGGCAAUGUAUGAAGGCAUUCUUGUUGAUUUACCAUUUGCUAUGUAUUUUCUCAGCAAACUGAAACAAAAGUACAAUUAUCUAAAUGACCUCCCAUCGCUAGAUCCAGAAUUUUAUUGCCACCUACUUUUCUUAAAGCAUUAUCAAGGUGAUAUUUCAGAGCUAGAAUUAUAUUUUGUUGUUGUAAUUAAUGAAUAUGGAGAACAAACGGAAGAAGACCUGCUUCCUGGCGGGAAAGAUACUCGUGUUACAAAUGAAAAUGUUAUUACAUAUAUUCACCUUAUUGCCAAUCAUCGUUUGAAUUAUCAGAUUCGCCAUCAAAGUUUACAUUUCUUGCGAGGUUUCCAGCAGCUUAUUCAGAAAGAAUGGAUAGAAAUGUUCAGUGAACAUGAAAUUCAGCUUCUUAUCUCAGGCUCACUGGAAAGCUUGGAUGUUGAUGACUUACGUUCUAAUGCACAUUAUUCUGGUGGUUAUCAUCAGGAUCAUCGUGUGAUUGUGAUGUUUUGGGAAGUUCUCAAAAGCUUUUCGCUGGAACAUCAGAAAAAAUUUCUCAAGUUUGUGACUGGUUGUUCUCGAGGCCCGCUCCUUGGGUUCAAGUAUUUAGAACCAAAGUUCUGUAUUCAAAGGGUUGCUCCACUAAAUGUGACUGAGGACGACCUUGACCGAUUACCAACUUCAGCAACAUGUAUGAAUCUGCUGAAGCUUCCACCAUAUAGAAGCAAGGAACAAAUGCAAUCUAAAUUGCUAUAUGCGAUAAACGCAGAGGCUGGGUUUGACCUAAGUUAGAAGACAAGCUGUAGGAUUAGCGAGAUAGGACUUAAUUGGCUGCUUCGACAACCACCAAGUGAAACUUCAGAGGCCGAGAACAACCUCAAUCCUCAUCGACGACCAUGCGAUCAGUGUCAAGAUGAUGAGAGAUUUGGUGGUAUUUCAUCCACUGCGCCCAGAUCCCUGAACUCUACCUGCACUUAACUCUGAGAAUCAGACCAAAAAUAGCCCCCCAAAAAAAAAUGAAGA